Messenger RNA from Iphiclides podalirius (scarce swallowtail), 471 nucleotides. The record is from the annotation of a GenBank genome assembly. Lineage: Eukaryota; Metazoa; Arthropoda; Insecta; Lepidoptera; Papilionidae.
AUGGAGACAUCGCACGUGGCUUCUGAUCGGGCAUCGAUUCGACUUGGCCAGCAUUCCUCGUCGCAUUCCGCGUCCGAUGUGGGCUGCAGCCGGGUACGGUGCACCGGCGCCGAAACUAGUUUGGUCGGCGUGUUGACUCUGUGCACGGACAGGUUCCGCGUAGUGGUCUCGCGCAAAGCGAUACGGUAUCGCUACGCAGACGGGAAUAGUCGCUUCCCUGGCCUGGCCGUCGUCCAUAUCCGAUGGCGAGCGAGGGAGCUCAACUCGCCAGGCGCCGUAACGCGACUUUCGGUCCUAUUCCGACGCAAUAAGGUCGGACUCAGGCCGCGCCGCGAAGCGUGGUACACGUACGCCGGGACGGAUAUAAGUCGUACGCAGGCCCUUGCGCAACGUUCGGCCGCCGAUGAGCCCGUGACGUCAGUCGAACGCCCCGGAAGGCGGGCCGAUGGGACCACUGCGAGAGCACUGCGG